This is a messenger RNA of Athene cunicularia (burrowing owl), 2627 nucleotides long. It is a transcript of the gene STOML1, whose product is annotated as stomatin like 1. Bases 519 to 1778 code for a protein of 419 amino acids. Gene Ontology annotation, cellular component: plasma membrane. The record is from RefSeq and is a predicted model, not a curated record. Lineage: Eukaryota; Metazoa; Chordata; Aves; Strigiformes; Strigidae. The transcript is spliced from 7 exons.
UGACGGGCGGACCAGGAAGCGCCAGCGGCUCCCUCCUUCCCUCCAUCCCCGCCGCAGCAUCCUCACCGCGGCCUGCGGUCCCCACGGCCACGGGGGUGGCGGCCGUGGACACCCCGCGCAGAUCUCCCAGCUCCACCGGGCUGCGAAGCGGAGGGUGGCUGCGGGGCCACUGCUUUUGGCUCGCGGCUCAGCUGCUGCCCAGAGGGUCGCUGGGAGGAUGUGAAGUCCCCAGCCCCCCAGCCUGGGUGAGACCCCAGCCAGGAAACCCCCUGAAGGAUUUGAUUUCUUCUCACAAGCAUCCUCUGUGAUAACGGCAGGGCUUGUCAGCUCUGCGCUGGCAUCUCUCCGGUUGCACGUGAGGGCAGGGAGGUUUGCAGGCAGGCGGGCAGGGACGCUGGAUCGGGUCAGGGACAGGCAGAAGCCAUGCUGGUCACAGAGGUGGCGGCGGUGGCAGCAGGGAGCUGGGAUUAGAGGGCUCUGAGCACUGGGAGUGGGGCCCUGUGCAAGGCACCAGCACCAUGUUCAGCCGGUCAGGAUACCAGGCCCUUCCCUUGGGGGACUUUGACCGCUUCCAGCAGUCCAGCAUUGGGCUCUACGGUGCCCAGAAGGGCUUCUUCUCCUUCGGAUCCAAGCAAGACCCUCUGGGGCCAGCCGGAAACACUGCAGACUCCUCCCAGGGUUGGCUGUCCUGGAUCUGUCAUGGCGUUAUCACCUUCUUGGUCUUCUUGCUGAUGGUUGUCACCUUCCCCAUCUCAGGAUGGUUUGCCUUGAAGAUCGUGCCCACCUACGAGCGAAUGAUCAUCUUCCGCCUGGGCCGCAUCCGAGCACCUCAGGGGCCCGGCGUGGUCCUGCUGCUGCCUUUCAUCGAUCACUGGCAACGAGUGGAUCUGAGGACAAGGGCCUUCAACGUGCCCCCCUGCAAGCUGACUUCCAAGGAUGGGGCAAUCAUCUCCAUGGGUGCUGAUGUCCAAUUCCGGGUGUGGGACCCCGUGUUGUCCGUCAUGAUGGUGAAGGAUCUCAUCGCGGCCACCCGGAUGACGGCGCAGAACGUCAUGACCAAGACCUUGGUGAAGAAGAGCCUCCGUGAGAUCCAAGUGGAGAAGCUGAGGAUCGGGGAGCAGCUGCUGCUGGAGAUUAACGACAUGACCAAGUCCUGGGGCCUGGAGGUGGACCGAGUGGAGCUGAGCAUGGAAGCUGUGCUGCAGCCACCCCGGGAGAACCUGGUGGGCCCUCUGGCCACCAUGCCACCCGUGCCUGGGCUGGAGGGGCUGGAUGGCACCAUUCAGCAGCUGGCUGCUCAUUUCUUCAGCAACAGCCUGGCUUUGGCGGGCAGUGGAACCAGCGCUCCGGAGGCAGCAGACAGCGUGGAGACGGUAAACGAGGUGGAGCCUCCCACCACUUCUCUUCUUGCUGCUGCUGGCAGUGCCCGGCGGAAGCCCAGUGCAGAGGAGCUGCUCUCGGCUGUGGAGCCUGUCCUCUCCGAGGCCCUGGUGGGCCAGGUGGGAGCAUCCUACCAGGUCAACAUCACCCUGCCCAGCGGCACCCGGAGCACCUACUUCAUAGACCUCUCCUCAGGCAGCGGGCGGGCUGGCCGCGGCGUGCUCGAGGGCAGCCCCGAUGUCAUCCUGGAGGUGACGGAGAAAGACCUGCAGGACCUCUUCUUGGGUGACCUGCGCCCCUUGAGUGCCUACAUGAGCGGGAGGCUGCAGGUGACAGGUGACCUGCACCUUGCCCUGAAGCUGGAGGAGCUCGUCAAAGCGAUGAAGCAACGUAGAUAGAGCAUGCAUGUGGGUGUGUGUCUGUGUGCAUGUGUCUUUGUAGGUGUGUGAAGGCGGGGGGGGACAUACAGGGGUGCUGCGUGGUGGGGCCCUUGCCCCGCUGGAGCUCUUGCUGUCCUCUCUGUGGAGGCCACGGGAGUUGGGUGAAGACCUGAGCAGGAAAACCGAAGCUGAGCUCCACUGCCUGUCCUUGCCCUUGGCUUUACCUCUCCUGCCCAGCCUUUGCCUACGAUGUUAUGGGAUGGGAACCAGCUGGCACACCGGCAUGUGCCAGUUUGCUUCCAGGUCCCUUGGCCAAUAUACCACCAGGGGACAGACUGAUGUUCUGGUGCCCCCACAAUGGGUUGCACAGCCAGGCAUCUCAGACUGGGAGGGCUAUGAGCUGAGCAGAUUGGCUAGAGAAGAGCUUGGGGACACUGUGGCCAAGGAUGGUAGUGAUGGGGUGGGGUGGGCAGCCGAAGCAGGGCACAAGGGCUGGCUGGACCAAGUUGGGAUGCCACCAGCGGGCUGGAGUUGGGGUCCAUUGUGGCACUGCUAGUAGCAGUUAUACUGGCAUUUAUGGGGAAGGAGCAGAGGUGGCGAUUUGGGGAACGACCUGCCUGGAGGUCGACGACCUCAGGAAUGACCUGAGCCUUCCCGACACAGCGGUUCAUAAUAAGUGAUUGCGCUAAUUUGUGCUUCAAAGUGCUUUUGCAUGUGUGCUGUGAGUCUGUCCGCGGGGGUGUGUGGACUGUAUAGAGGCAUAUAUAGAUAUUUAUUUAUUUUGUAAGCUUCCUUUCUAUCAACUCUUAAUGGACAAUAAACCUGUUCUGCACCCUUGCGCCUGGGCAGAGAUGGGCUGAUGACUUC